AACUUUUCUUACCCUGGUCAGGAUACUGCAAAGUCUUUAAUCGAAGAUGAUACAUUCUACUCCAUGAACUUACUUAAGAAAGGUGCUUCUCACGGGUAUGCACCCAGAAGUUUGCUUUGUUGUAUAUGCAGUUGCCCUCUCACCAAGACAUUUACUGCUCUUCGUGUACGUGUUUUCAACUGUGGCCACGCAACACAUCUUCAGUGUGAACCAUCAGAGAAUGAGACCUCAUCAUCAUCGUCAUCAGUUCAUGUCUCCUCAUCAGGCUGUCCUGUCUGUAUGACCAAGAAGACCAGCAAAAGUUCUUCUAAAGGUAAAUCGUUCUACCUGGAUUAUGGACUAAUAAGCACAGUUUCGUCAAACGCCGGGUCUGCACAACGUGCUUCGCCUUACUUACACGAGAAUGAAAUGAGCAAUCAUUCUCAUAACCAGCAAAUAUCACGGUUUGAAAUCUUAACCAACCUUCAGAAAGAUCAGAGGUUGGUACAGAUAGAGAGCUUGCCUCGAUUAAGGCUUGCACCUCCGGCUGUGUACCACGAAAAAGUGAGUAGAUUCUCGGGUUUUACACCGGGAGAGAGUAGUAGCGGUAAA
Molecule: messenger RNA, 591 nt
Organism: Camelina sativa (false flax)
Lineage: Eukaryota; Viridiplantae; Streptophyta; Magnoliopsida; Brassicales; Brassicaceae
Source: RefSeq, a predicted model, not a curated record